Molecule: messenger RNA, 366 nt
Organism: Cryphonectria parasitica EP155
Lineage: Eukaryota; Fungi; Ascomycota; Sordariomycetes; Diaporthales; Cryphonectriaceae
Exons: 3
Coding region: 1-366 (121 amino acids)
Source: RefSeq, a predicted model, not a curated record
AUGGCCCCUGAAGCCAAGAUCAACGAACUGCGGGCUCAGUGCGACGAGAUCGACCAGACCCUCAUGAUCGCCCGGGAGAAGCAGAGGGCCAUCUAUAAUAUCGCCAUGGAGCUCGCUGUCCUUGGCUUUCCUGACGAAUCUGACAAGGCUCUGGAUGACUUGGCCCAGGUCGACAGUAUGAUGAGGGACAUGGAGAUGAUGAGCGUCUCGCUGAAUAUGGAGCUUCUGCUCCUGAGCGAUCAACUGCUAGCCAGCCUUUCGGAGUCUAUCGUGCCUUUUCCGUACGAUUCUAGUCAGCUCCCGCUUACCAAGGAAGACUCUGAGGAGUGGUCCAGCCGCCACAGGAGACAGCGUGGCAUGCAAUAA